UGAUCAUGAGCCUAUAUCAAGCCCAUUAUGGGCUCGGUGCUUGACUCAAACUCUAGUGUUGUGCGCAAGCGAAUCGCAACCCAUACCUUUGAGAAUGAGGAGGGCGAAGAAUACGGGGCCUCAGCUUUCGGCAACCAUGGUGAUUAUAUGCGCCGAAAAAAGAUCAAGUUACAGAAUCUAGAUGCUGAGAUACGGUCCUUGACCGCCGAUUGUCCCCCAAUCUUCCGAGGUGUGGUGGCGCACGUCAAUGGUUACACCCAACCAUCCUUACAGGAUCUUCAUCACCUGAUUGUAAGUCAUGGCGGCGGUUUCCUUCAGUAUCUGGAUGGCAAGACGGCUGCUACACAUAUCAUCGCAAGCUCCCUGACACCGAAGAAGCGGGAGGAAUUUCGCAAGUAUCGAAUUGUAAAACCGGCAUGGGUGGUUGAGAGUAUCAAAGCUGGGCGAUUACUCCGAUGGGAUUCUUUCAGGGUGGUGGAUGAGGGUCAGUCUCAAAAAAUUCUCAAGUUCGACCAUGGUCGCAUCCUCAGCCCAUCAAAUGCUCCGCUGUCGAGCUACAAAAAUCAGUCACAGACCAGCCCGUACACCCCUCAGGCAAAAAGAGUGGAUACAGUGGAUAAGGAUGAUGGGCAGCGAUUAUCACCCAUUGCUGGGCCACAUAAUCAGGCUGACCUGCCGCUCAAAUCUGGAUCUCAGUCAGAUUACGGCGAUUUCCCGAGUUUUAGCUCCAUGGAAGAAACAGGCAAAGCUCCCCUUCUCCAGGAGUCUCACGAAGGCCAAGCGCAAGGGCCGGAACCAAGUAUAAGCGAUACGUCCUGUAAUCCCACUCGUAACAUGUCACCAACCCCUAGAGCAAUCGUAAGACAUGCCUCCUCCCCUCCUGCCAAGCCGGAGAUGACGUCCGAGGAAUACAAUGCUCAAUUGUUAUCGGACCCCCGCAUGAGGAGCUCCAGUGUGGUCAAUCCAGAUUUUCUGCAACAGUUUUACAGGGAAUCUCGUUUGCAUCAUUUGUCCACGUGGAAAGCCGAGCUGAAGGCCCAGCUCCAGGCAGCAACGAAGGAAAAAUCACAGUCUCAGAUGGGAAGAAAGAAACGGGCUCCUGGCGCACGACGAUACAUCAUGCAUGUGGAUUUCGACUGCUUCUUUGCGGCUGUGUCCACUUUGAAACAUCCGGAACACGAGGGAAAGCCAGUGGCUGUUGCGCAUGGCACGGGCUCUGGCUCGGAAAUUGCAAGUUGUAACUAUGCGGCUCGUGCACGUGGCGUGAAGAAUGGAAUGUGGAUGAAGGGAGCCCUGCAGACAUGUCCUGAAUUAAAGGUGUUACCCUAUGAUUUCCCCGCAUACGAAGAUGCAAGUCAAAAGUUUUACAGCGCUAUCCUUUCUCUAGAUGGAACUGUGCAAAGUGUGAGUAUCGACGAGGCCCUCGUUGAUAUCACCAUGCUGUGUUUGGAGGCCGGUGGCUCGGAUGGGAGGGGCGUGUCAGAGGGUUCGAUUUAUCGGGAACAAGCCAAAGCAGAUGAGAUUGCCCAAAGCUUGCGAGAUUCUGUGAAGAGCGAAACCGGCUGCGCUGUGUCGGUUGGAAUCGGUGGCAACAUUUUACAGGCGAAGGUUGCUCUGCGCAAAGCGAAACCGGCUGGUCAGUUCCAACUAAAACCUGACGCUGUUCUAGAUUUCAUUGGGAGCUUGGCUGUCCAGGAUCUGCCAGGUGUUGGAUACAGUCUGGGAUCCAAACUUGAGGGACUCGGCGUCAAGCUUGUGAAGGAUGUAUGGGAACUUUCGCGGGAAAGACUUACUUCUACCCUUGGGCCGAAACUUGGGGUGAAGAUCUGGGAUUAUGCUCGUGGGAUCGAUCGCACAGAAGUUGGAACAGAGAUUUUGAGGAAAUCCGUCUCUGCCGAAGUGAACUGGGGUAUUCGUUUCGUUAACCAGGGUCAGGCCGAAGAAUUUGUUCAGUCCCUAUGCGAAGAAUUACACCGGAGGCUCGUUGAGAAUCUAGUCAGAGGUAAGCAAUUGACUCUAAAAGUCAUGCGGCGGUCAGCGGAUGCACCCCUAGAACCAGUCAAGCAUCUAGGCCAUGGGAAGUGCGAUGUAUUCAACAAGAGCGUAAUACUCGGAGUAGCUACCAAUGCAGCAGAAACGCUGGGGAAAGAGGCUGUUUCCAUGCUGAGAAGCUUUGCGAUCUCGCCUGGUGAUCUUAGAGGUCUCGGAGUACAAAUGACCAGACUAGAACCUCUCAAGUCUGGAGCCACUGGAGAUCUCGGGAACAGCCAACAACAGCUCAAAUUCAAGGCAUCUCCGACUCGCAAGGGCGUACAAAAAAGCCAUGACCCCGAUGAUCUCGAUAGUCCCCGUAAAGGAGAGGCCGAAUCCGUUGUUGAAGCGCCGUCACUCAAUGACAGCAAUUACAAACCACUAAAUAUAUUGGGGACUCAAUUUCUCAUGCCAUCGCAGCCUGACCCGAAAGUCGUCGCUGAACUUCCAAAUGAUAUUCGAUCUAAGCUUAUAUCGCAAGCGAAACCUCGCAACGACUCGCGGUCUGCGUCUCCUUGCCCUCCAAUUCGAGGAGCGCAACCGUCUGAUGGCACGGAGCUACCUCCGCAGUCACAAUUAGAUCCAGAAGCUCUAGCUGCUUUACCAGCUGAUGUAAGGGCCGAAGUCCUUGGUUAUUAUGGCCAAUCGUCAAGGACUACUGGCCCACAGCCUGUAGCAUCCACUACCUCGACUUCUCGUCCUUCUUCUUCUUCUGGCACUUUGAAACUGAAGAAGCCAACCACGCCGACGAAGAGAAAACGGGGUCGCCCAAGCACUAAAGCUGUCGGCAACAUGCGACUCACUCAGUCGAAUUUCCUCACUACGAGACCUGUAACUCCAACAGCUAGCCAUGAUGAGGUCCUGCCUACGAGGCAAGCAUCCCCCUCGGUCGAACAGGAUGGAGUGUCCGAAGAGUUCCUUGCAGCACUGCCAGAAGACAUCCGUCGCGAAGUGCUUGAAGAGCAAAAAAGAUCCCGCAUGUUACAACGUCCAGGUCGCGGUUCUGGAACAGCCCAGAGAGCAGCACAAAACAGGCCAUCAGCCUCUGCAUCUUCGGUACAACAAAAGCAUAUCUGUCUACCACCCUUACCAGAAAGACCCACAUUCACUUCCAAGAAAUUGUCCAGCUUGCCUGAUCUACGAGAUGCCGUUGGUGCCUGGCACGCGGCCUUCGUCGAGGAUGGUCCUUUCGACGAGGAUGUAGAAUCCCUCGUUCGGUACGUGAAGCGUGUCGUCGUCGAAGAAAAAGACGUCGACAAAGCUGUGUCGGUCGUCCGCUGGUUGAUGUGGCUAGUCGAAGAUGCCAAAGAUGAGAUUGACGAGCCAACGAGCGGACAAGGACCCAUCGCAGGCUCGGCCAGUAGCUCCCAGAAUACAGUUACAUGGGAUGAUGCUCUGAAAGCUCUCCAGGAGAGCAUCUUUACGGGGUUGGAGGAAAGAGGAUUGCCUCCUGUGGAUUUUUCUUAACCCACUUACGUAUAUGUCUCUCUGACUUGUAUCCGUUUAUAUUAUGACGACCGUUACGUCGAUAUCCUUAUGAUGACAUUGAACUUUUAUCCCCA
Molecule: messenger RNA, 3593 nt
Organism: Aspergillus alliaceus
Lineage: Eukaryota; Fungi; Ascomycota; Eurotiomycetes; Eurotiales; Aspergillaceae
Product: putative DNA damage repair protein Mus42
Exons: 2
Coding region: 28-3498 (1156 amino acids)
Biological process (GO): error-free translesion synthesis; error-prone translesion synthesis
Cellular component (GO): nucleus
Molecular function (GO): damaged DNA binding; deoxycytidyl transferase activity; DNA-directed DNA polymerase activity
Source: RefSeq, a predicted model, not a curated record